AUGGAGUCCGACGAGCGCGUGCCUAGUGCAGCUGAGGAAGCUGUGCAGCACGAGGAGACGGUACCUACGUCAAUAGAACAGGAGGAAUCUGUGUCAGCUCGUGAUCAGCAGGCAGAGCCAGCUUCGUCUCUGUUGGUGGAUGUAGAGGAGGAACAGGCGGAGACUUGGUCUGCUUCUGUGCCAUCCCGCCCACUGCAGCGAGGGAAUGAACUCAACGCCCUGCUGGAUAUGGAAACUGCGGAGCCUCAAAUUUCGCAGGAGGAGGCCUUGUCGGGCCUUGCGGAUGAUGUUAAAGAUACACCGACAGCCUCGGAGCGCACAGAGGAAGGGGAAGAGGCUACCGUCGAUGUGGUCUCAGGGCACGACGAUAUAGCCCCUAAAGAGGGCACAAACAAUGACCUCACAGAAUCUACACCGGCUGAGCCUAUCGCCAAAGCAGCAGAUGCCGAGGUACCUGCGGUCUCUGCCGGCAUAGAGGAACGUGAAGAAAAGUCUGCAGAGCCACCUGCGCAAGUCUUGGAUGAGCCGCUAGAACAGCAAACCACAGGACAUGAAGUGGAAGAUUUAGUGGAAACACAGGUCGACGAUACACCGAAGGAACAUGCUUUGGAAUCUGAACCGGCUCCGCUGCCCGAAGACGAGCCUGUAAGUGAGACACAAGAGUCGGCUCUGUCACCCAGGAUGCAAGAGGAAGAGACGGCAUCCUCCGAGAAAGUGGAAGCGCAUACAGAACCGACAGGUGCGCCUGACACCGGCAAGGUAGAAGAAGAGCGCGGCCUUCCGCCUGAUGUGCCUGCGAAAUCGGUGCUCCCUGCAUCGGUGCCGAUCACGCAAGCUGACGUCCCAGAGAUUCCACGUACGGUGCCAACGGAUAUGGAAGAAGAAGAAGUGCCCCGUGCUACACCGAUGCCACUGCCGACAACGGAGACGCAAGAUGUGGAUGUCAAUGCCGAUGAAUCACUAGCGCCGCCUGUGCCGCCCAAAGUGAGUAUGCAAACGGAAGCUGUAACGAGUGACCGGGUGAUGCACCAUUCGGCGUCUUCAGCAAAGAGUUUGAGCCGCGGUAGCGCUGUGUUUGUUGUGUCAGCCCUAGAUGCCCUUGCUACGUCCAAAGAGGCUCGGCGUAGCAAAGGCUUGAAGGAAAGUGUGCAAACAGCGCUCGAUAUGGUCAAGGCAGCUACCGCGCCAGAUACGCCGGUGGGUGCGACCAAUGUGCUUGACCCACGUGUGGUGUUUGAGCCGCUACGCCUGGCAUGUGAAUCGAAGAAUGUCGGUCUACAAACAACGGCUUUGGACUGCAUUGCAAAACUGGUUAGUUACGCCUUCUUUGCCUACGACGAGACGGCCGAAGCCGCGCCGAAUGCGGCAUUGGCCGACCUGGUUGUGGAGACGGUAUGCGACUGCUUUGACGACCAGAUUGAUGAGCGCGUCUCUGUGCAAAUUGUCAAGGCGCUGCUCGCCUGUGUCCUCUCGACCAGCAUCCGUGUGCAUCAAUCGAGCUUGCUACGUGCUGUGCGUACUGUGUACAAUGUAUACCUAAUGAGUCGCGUCGUAGCGCACCAAGCGAUUGCGCAGGGCGCUUUGGGGCAAAUGGUAAGCUACGUGUUUAGUCGAGUGCCGCGUACGGGCACUUCGUCGGAUACGGCGGAGCCGGUACCGCUGGGCAACGAGCCUGUGACGCUGCAGAUGAUUGAGUCGCGUCACUCGCUGGAUGGAGGCGACCGCGAAGAAACAGCACCGAUUGAUGCGCCGGACCUGCUUGUAAAGGAUGCUUUCCUCGUUUUGCGUGCGCUGUGCAAGCUCAGUAUGAAGCCCCUAAGCUCGGAAAGCGAACGUGACCUGAAAUCCUACUCUAUGAGGUCCAAGUUGUUGGCGUUGCGCACAGUCCGAAGUGUCUUGCAACAACACAUGGAUGUGUUUACCAAUGCCAGUGUCCAAAUUUACAGCACGACGACAGGCGAGCAGACAACAUUUGUGCAGGCUGUAAAGCAGUACUUGUGCCUAUGCUUGAGCCGUAACGCAGUCAGCAGUGUAUUGGCUGUCUUUGAAGAAAGUUGUGAGAUUUUCUGGCUUGUGCUAGCUGGCAUGCGUAACAAAAUGAAGAAGGAAAUUGAAGUUCUUAUGAACGAGAUAUACUUGCCGAUCCUGGAGAUGCGCAGCAGCCCCGCACAGCAAAAGUCUGUGUUGCUAGGUAUCCUGAACCGACUGUGCCGCGAUCCGCAAGCUUUGGUGGAAAUUUACUUGAACUACGACUGUGACCGCACCGCGUUAGAAAACCUGUACGAGCGCCUAAUGAAUGUGAUUUCGCGACUGGCACAGACGCCAUCAGCGCACGAGGUCACACCGGUGCCUGACGAGAAGGAGGCUGAUACACUAGAGGUGCGUCUCAAACGCCAAAGCCUGGAAGGGCUGUGCAGUGUGCUCCACUCGCUGGUGGCGUGGAUGGGGCGGUGGGAUGAGACGGUGGCGGCCGAUGAGGCUGUGACAGCUGAAGAUGAGGACGCCACGUCAUCAACAAGUGCCUCUGCAGCAACGUCAGCGAUGCCCAGUGCUUCUGCCUCUGUAGCGGCCGAGGCCUUAGCCGCCGAUGAUGAUCCAGGCCGCUUCGAAAAUGCCAAGCAACGCAAGACUAUCCUCUUGGAAGCCAUUCGUCAGUUUAACUACAAGCCUAAGCGCGGUAUCCAGCAACUUGUGGAUAAUGGCUUUAUUCGCAACAAAGACCCGCAGGCGAUUGCGCGCUUCCUUUUCUAUGCGGAUGGCCUGAGCAAGCGGUCCAUCGGUGAGUACCUCGGUGAAGGCGAGCCGGAGAAUAUUGCUGCGAUGCAUGCUUUUGUGGACCUGAUGGAGUUCCGCGAUAUGCCAUUGACGACGGCGUUGCGUCGGUUCUUGCAAGCGUUCCGUCUGCCUGGUGAGGCACAGAAGAUCGAUCGGUACAUGCUCAAGUUUGCGGAGCGCUACACGGAAGGCAACAAAACGGCCUUUGCUAAUGCCGAUACAGCGUACAAGCUUGCCUACUCGGUUAUUAUGCUCAAUACGGAUGCCCACAAUCCACAGGUAAAGCAUCGUAUGACCUUGCAAGACUUUAUCAAGAACAAUGCAGGCCUGGAUGACGAUAAAGAUUUGCCAGAGCCAUACCUGCGAGCCAUUUACGAUGAGAUCCAAAAGAAUGAGAUUAAGCUGCAUGGCGAAGAGACACCGGCAGCGCCGCCGUCCACAGGGCUGGCUGGCGCGAUUGCGACAGUGGGUCGUGAUUUGCAAGGCGAGGCCUAUCGUAUGCAGACGCGUGGCAUGGCCAAUCGCACGGAAGUUUUGUUCCGUACGAUGCUUCAUGCUCAGCAACGUGCAGGGGCCCAACGUGCCAUGUCGGAGCGCUUCUUUAGUGCGUCGCACAUGGAGCAUGUUAAGCCUAUGUUUGAAGUGGCAUGGAUGUCGUUCCUUGCCGGCAUUUCUGCACCGCUGCAGGACACCAACGACCUGGAUACGAUUCAUCGUGCAUUGGACGGUUUCAAGGACGCGGUAAAGAUUGCCUGCUUCUUCGACCUUGACUUGGAGCGCAAUGCAUUCAUUACCACCCUGGCUAAGUUUACGUUCCUGAACAAUCUCAGCGAGAUGAAGAGCAAGAAUGUGAUGGCGAUUCAGGCCUUGUUGGACAUUGCACAUACAGAAGGCAAUGUGCUGCAAAGCAGCUGGCGUGAGAUUCUUACGUGUGUAAGCCAACUUGAGCGUUUCCAGCUUAUCAGUGGAGGUGUGGAUGAGCGUAUGCUGCCAGAGCUAGGCCGACGACCUCAGAGCGGUGCGUCGCGAGGUGUGCAUUUGCCGACGGAGGAUGUAGUGCAGGCGGGUGCUUCGAGUGAGAUUACCGUCGCAGCAGAUCGCGUUUUCUCAUCGACACCUCAACUGCAUGGAGAGGCCAUUGUGGAAUUUGUGCAGGCGCUGUGUGACGUGUCGUGGGAGGAAAUCCAAAGUUCUGGCAUGUCGGACAACCCGCGGCUCUUCUCUCUGCAGAAAGUUGUCGAGAUUUCGUACUACAACAUGGGUCGUAUCCGAAUGGAAUGGUCGCGCUUAUGGGCCAUCCUCGGUGAGCACUUCAACCAGGUAUGCUGUCAUCCCAACCCGGCUGUGAGUGCCUUUGGCCUUGACUCGUUGCGCCAGCUAGCGACCAAGUUUUUCGAAAAGGAAGAGCUGUUGCACUUUUCGUUCCAGAAGGACUUUUUGAAGCCGUUCGAGCACACGAUGCGACGCAAUGCGGAUAUGGGGGCCAAGGAAAUGGUGCUGCAAUGUCUGGAGCAGAUGGUGCAGAGCCGCGCAGAGCGUAUUCGAUCGGGCUGGACCACGAUGCUGGGCGUAUUUGGCGUCGCUGCGAAUGCACCGGAACGCAUUGCCUUGUAUGCCUUUGACCUUGUACGCCGUGUACAUCACGACCACCUCUCCGCGAUUCUUGCGAACAACAGCUUUGGCGAUUUGUGUGUGUGUAUUGCGCACUUCGGCAAAACGUCGAAUCAGCGUGUGAGUCUGCCAGCCACAGAGAUGCUGCGCACAGUCGUACCUGUGGAAGGGGCUGAUGGCAGCAGUACCGAUACAACUAUCGACAAGGAGGACGAGACGGUGCGCCCUGAAUUGUGGCUGCCGAUGCUCUUUGCGUUGUACGAUAUUCUCAUGACGGGCGACGACCUGGAAGUGCGCCGUGUGGCGCUCACGUCGCUGUUCACCAUCAUUACCGAACAUGGCGCUUCGUUCUCUGGCGAGUUUUGGGACUCGGUCUGUAAUGAUGUGUUGUUCCCCAUCUUUAAUGUGUUGCGCAACCGCUCGGAUGUGACGCGCUUCUCGACGCAGGAGGAUAUGAGUGUAUGGCUCUCUACGACGAUGAUCCAGGCGUUGCGUCAGUUGGUGGCCCUGUGGACCCACUACUUUGAGACGCUGAAGUCGCGGCUGUCUGGCCUGUUGGAACUGCUUUGUGCCUGUAUAUGCCAAGAGAACGACACAUUGGCCCGUAUCGGUACAGCCUGUCUGCAGCAGCUCAUCGUUGAGAACAUGGACUGUAUGGACGAGAAGGGCUGGCAACAGAUUACCGAUGCAUUCCUGCGCCUGUUCCGUGCAACGACGGCGUCACAGGUAUUUGACCCAGCGCUCUCUGCAGCCGACAAUGCGAUCCCAUCGACAGAGCGUCGGCAUGCGUUCAAGCAGAUUAUCGUCAAAUGUGUGCUGCAGCUUCUUCUUAUCGAGACGGCCAACGAACUGCUACAGAACGAAGCAGUGUACGAAGCUGUGCCCAUUACGCAACUUCUGCGCUUGACAAGUGCAUUGGAAGACAGCUAUCGCUUCUCACGGCGCUUCAAUGCGGAUCGAGAACUGCGCACGGCGCUGUGGAAGGUCGGGUUCAUGAAGCAGCUGCCCAACCUGCUCAAACAGGAAAGCACCUCCGCCUCGACAUUGGUUUAUGUGUAUAUGCGUAUGCAACAAGAUUCGCGUACCCGCGACGAUACCAAUCGUCGCGCUGUAAGUGAUCGUUUGCUGCCACUGGCGGACGAAAUCAUUUCUGGGUACCUGCCGUUGGACAACGAGACCCAAGCGCGGAAUAUUGCCGCAUGGACGCCGGUGGUAUCGCAAGUGGUGCAAGGCCUAGCCGUGCUCUACGAAACAGAUCCUGAGGCGCAAGAAGCAGCGACGCGAACCUUUUACUUGUUGGUCGUGGAAUUGCUCGAUAAGGUGGCGAUGGCUCCUGCGUUAGCGGCACCACUUCGUCGGUAUCUCACCGUGGUAGGUACAUCACAUGGCCUGGUGGAUCGCGAAGCCGCUGCCGCUCGUGCGCGUGCGCGUGACGAGGCCCGCGCGCACUUGCUACGCAGCGCGCCGGCGCAUCGGGCGGAUGCGUCGCACUCAGACCUGCGCCAGGCAUCGAUGGCCAAUGCAUCAGUGGAGGUAUUGUCGCCGCCUCCAUCGGCAUAA
Molecule: messenger RNA, 5946 nt
Organism: Malassezia pachydermatis
Lineage: Eukaryota; Fungi; Basidiomycota; Malasseziomycetes; Malasseziales; Malasseziaceae
Product: sec7 guanine nucleotide exchange factor
Exons: 1
Coding region: 1-5946 (1981 amino acids)
Biological process (GO): regulation of ARF protein signal transduction
Molecular function (GO): guanyl-nucleotide exchange factor activity
Source: RefSeq, a predicted model, not a curated record